UUUACCCCAUGUCUCCAUAUUUUCUCUACUCAAAUUGAGAUCUGCUUCUUUGGGCAUCACCGGAGAUAAAAUAUAGCAAUGGCACGAAAAAUAUCUUUCAAAAGGAAAAAGUCCACCAAAUUGGUCAGGAUAGCUUGCAGAUUUUUAAGGACUCGUUUGGUGAGACGCAUGGGUAGGAGAAAGGUUACACACCAAUUGAUCGCUGACAACUCCACUCGCCGUGUUACCUUUCGGAAACGCAAAGAUGGUUUAUUGAAAAAGAUAAAUGAAUUGACUAUCCUAUGUGGUAUACCCGCUUGUGCCAUCAUUUACAGCGAGUACAAGGAUGGCCCUGAGGUAUGGCCAAACGUUAGCGAGGUUCGUUCUCUUCUUGACAGGUUAAGCGAGCUUCCAGUGGAGAAACAGACCAAAUACAUGAUGGACCAGAAGGAUCUCAUGAACAAGAUGAUCCACGAUGCAGAAAAGAAGUUGGAGAAAGAAAAAGCGUAUACUCGUGCGAUGAAACUUGGGAUAAUGGCUUCGACAAGUGAUCUAACCACCGAUACUGAUUGUUCGGAGGAACUGGCCAAAGCGGCUGAGGUGAUUGAUAAGAAGCUGAAAGUCAUCCAAGAGAGAAUCAAAGCUGUGGAAGCAGGAGCCCCCAUUAUCAAGAGAGAUUAGCCUUAUCAAAAUUUAUAAUCUUAUUAUCUUUUUCAAUUUCAUCGUUUUUAUAGUUUUUUCAUAUUAAGAUAUUUCGAUUAAUGGUGUUGACAUUUAUGUUCUAUGAUUUAUGCUUUGAGAAUUAUAUAAAUAUCUUUGGCCUUUUUGUGGUUUAA
Molecule: messenger RNA, 815 nt
Organism: Capsella rubella
Lineage: Eukaryota; Viridiplantae; Streptophyta; Magnoliopsida; Brassicales; Brassicaceae
Product: agamous-like MADS-box protein AGL80
Exons: 3
Coding region: 79-660 (193 amino acids)
Biological process (GO): positive regulation of transcription by RNA polymerase II
Molecular function (GO): RNA polymerase II cis-regulatory region sequence-specific DNA binding; protein dimerization activity; DNA-binding transcription factor activity, RNA polymerase II-specific
Source: RefSeq, a predicted model, not a curated record